AUGCCCCGACUGGCAUUAAUGAACAAAGAAGAGAACAACGAGCGUAAGGACUUCAAUAGACACAUGUUCCCUAACCGAGUCACUGGUUCAAACUUCUUCCGCUCGUAUCUAGGGCAGCUUGGACGCAUAUCCGGGCAUCCCCGAGUGGCAGAUAAACUAAAGGAACGACUACCGACGUUGGACCAAAGCCUGAUGACAGUCAAGAAGGAUAUUAAGCGGCUAAGUCAACAGCAGUUUACUCUUAUAUACGUGCGAAACCUGGCCAACUUCGUCAAGGUCGAAGCCAUGGUGCGAUCCGCGGAAGAGACUCAUCCGGAGAUAUUUGCCAAGCAGGCAGAGCCUAAUAUUGGAAAACUGCUGCAGGGGUUGUCAAACGAAGAAUUGAUCAAUCAGUCCGAGUCCAUAAUUCCCGGGAUCGCGUCCACUCGGAAUGCCUUGGACUCGCCAUUAAUCCCUCAGCUGCCAGCGAACCAGAAAAAGGCCCUCGUCAUAGGCAUCCGGAAAGGCUUUGAGGGUUCCCAUCACCAAGAUUGA
Aspergillus tanneri is the source of this 534-nucleotide messenger RNA. RefSeq lists its product as uncharacterized. The record is from RefSeq and is a predicted model, not a curated record. NCBI's taxonomy places the organism in Eukaryota, Fungi, Ascomycota, Eurotiomycetes, Eurotiales, Aspergillaceae. The transcript has 3 exons. Bases 1 to 534 code for a protein of 177 amino acids.